This is a messenger RNA of Trifolium pratense (red clover), 2517 nucleotides long. Its product is annotated as protein decapping 5. Lineage: Eukaryota; Viridiplantae; Streptophyta; Magnoliopsida; Fabales; Fabaceae. The record is from RefSeq and is a predicted model, not a curated record. Gene Ontology annotation, biological process: P-body assembly; cytoplasmic stress granule assembly. Bases 336 to 2201 code for a protein of 621 amino acids. The transcript has 8 exons. Gene Ontology annotation, molecular function: mRNA binding. Gene Ontology annotation, cellular component: P-body.
AAGACAAGAGAGAGAACCCCAGCGUGGACUAGAUUCUCGUCAUUGUUCAUCCACGGUGAAGGAUAAAAACUGAAAACUCCAAAAUCGCUUAGGUGUCAUCUCAUCAUUGGUUUGUUAAAAAUUAAACAAUAAAAAUAAAAUAAAAUUGCACAUAAGAGGCAAAUUUUGCCUAUAGUAAAUUGAUCCAUAUAUAUAAUAGCACUACUACUGCUACUUUUCAAUUUCAACAGCAUCAACAGAAGAAACACCAGAAACCGAUUUGAGCCUUGAAAUCAAAAAGGGUCUUCGUCGGUCUCAAAACCCAAACCCUAAUUUGAGUCCGAAACGAAACGAUUAUGGCGUCAGAGAACGCUUCUCGAUCGAGUUCUGCGGCGGAUUCAUACAUUGGAAGCUUAAUUAGCUUGACCUCCAAGAGUGAGAUUAGAUACGAAGGAAUUCUCUACAACAUCAACACCGAAGAAUCCAGUAUUGGUCUAAGAAACGUGCGAUCUUUUGGAACAGAAGGAAGGAAAAAGGAUGGUCCACAAAUUCCGCAAGGUGACAAGGUUUAUGAGUAUAUACUUUUCCGUGGGACUGACAUCAAGGAUUUACAGGUUAAAUCUUCUCCUCCUGUCCAGCCUUCUCCACAAGUCAACAAUGACCCAGCUAUUAUCCAGUCUCAUUAUCCUCACCCAGUCGCCACUUCUACAAGUUUGCCUUCUGGUGUGAGUGGGUCUUUCACUGACCCCAAUUCUCACACUACACAGCUCGGACUUCCUGGUUCAAGUUUUCAAGGUCCCUUACCAUUGUAUCAACCUGGAGGGAGCAUAGGGCCAUGGGGAGCUUCUCCGCCUGCUCCAAACGCAAAUGGUGGUGGGCUUGCUAUGCCAAUGUAUUGGCAAGGAUAUUAUGGUGCCCCCCCAAAUGGGCUUCCUCAUUUACACCAACAAUCUUUGCUUCGACCGCCGCCUGGUUUAUCAAUGCCGCAGUAUCCCAAUUAUAGUCUAUCUUUACCGACUGUAUCUUCUAAUUUGCCGGAACUGCCAUCAUCAUUGCUACCUUUGAGUACAAGUACUUCUUCUAGUGUAACAUCUGCUUCUGUACCUCUAUCAAAUUUUCCUCCAGCACCGUCUGGUUUAUCUCCCGCCCCUUCUUCCCUGUCUCCUGCACCUUCUGCCCUGUCUCCUGCACCUUCUGCCCUGUCUCCUGCACCUUCUGCUUUGAUUCCUGAUCCUUCUGCUACACUAGAUUCUGAAAAUUUUCCUGUUUCAGUAACAAGCAAAGCACCCAUUAUUUCUACUUCAACAGUAGCACUAGCUGCUAGCUUACCAUCCAUGACUCCAUUGACCAAUUCUGGUCCAGGUAUAAAUGCUUUAGUGCAACCAAUAUCCAGCAAUAUAAACGCUGUUUCAAAUUCAAGUUUGCCAUAUCAAACUAUAUCCCAGUUUUCACCUGCAACUGUUGGAUCAUCAAACUCUGUCCAUACGGAGACACCAGCCCCCACUCUUGUAACCCCAGGUCAAUUAUGGCAGUCUGGACCAACUGUAGUUUCUUCUGCUCAGUCUUCACAAACACCUCACAAGGAUGUUGAAGUUGUUCAAGUAUCAUCCACAUCUCCUGAGAAACCUCUGACAGUUUCUACUGAAACUAAACCACCAAUACUGCCAUUGCCAGUGACUUCUGGUCCCAGUCACAGGCCUGUCAGAGGUCCUGUGCAAACUCAUCAUCAUGGCUAUAGCUACAGAGGACGUGGAAUAGGAAGAGGAAGAGGACCUGUGGGUUUUCGCCCAGUCGCAAAAUUCACUGAGGAUUUUGAUUUCAUGGCAAUGAAUGAAAAGUUCAAAAAAGAUGAAGUAUGGGGUCAUCUUGGUAAAAUCUCAAAAGAUAAAGAUGUGGAAGAAAAUGACUUUGAUGAGGAUUACGGUCAAGAUGAAGAUAAUGCUGACUUAUCAAAUGUUGAGGCUAAGGUUGUUUAUAACAAGGAUGAUUUCUUCGACUCGCUCUCGUCCAGUGCGCUUGAUAAUGCUUCACAGAAUGGAAGAACUAGAUAUUCUGAACAAAUUAAAAUUGACACCGAGACGUUUGGUGAUUUUGCGAGGUAUCGGGGUGGUCGGGGUGGCCGUGGUGGACGUAAUCGAGGUGGUUAUUAUGGAAGAGGAGGAGGGUAUGGCUAUUCUGGAAGAGGAAGGGGGGGAUAUGGCAUGCCCCAUCGCAAUUCUUAGGUUGCAGUUAGGUUUUAUCAAGAGAACAAGAACUGAGGCAACCUCUCAUGAAACAGUUGGAGGACAUGCCCUUGUUGUGUUUGAUGUUUCAUUUUCAUAAAAUAAGUUUGACUUUUUUUUAUCAUGCGGUACUUACCGGUUACUACCUUGUUACUCUAAAUGGACAUAGUUUGGUGAAAAGGUGUUUGUACUUUGUACACCAUUUUAUUUUAUUUUAGUGUACACCAAUGGUGCAGGAAUUUAGAGUGAUGUAUUACUGAAUUUUAUGUAUGCAGAACAAUAAGUCAAUCGUACAUUGCUGACAUGUUUAUUAGUA